UUUCUUUUCGAUUGUUUAUUGAAUAUAACGCGCACAUAUUUUGAUAGACACACGACUUAUAUGUAUUUCAACAAAAAUACUUAUCCAGAUAAUAUGCUAGAUUUAUUUUCUAAAUCUGUUCAAAGCCCUAAAAUUCUUAUGCCUUUUUUGCUAGCUAAUAAUAAAUCAAAAAAUGUAUAUGUGUUUUUCGCCGAAGAUGAAAUUCAUUCACAAUUAAUCAACGUUACUCCGAAGAGCUUCUUUAUUGCCCUAUGGAAAACAAAGGCUCCUCAAAUGAGCAAUAUAAGAAAACUAUUGCGUCAUUUUUGGACAAAUGAAUAUGGGUGUAACAAACUUGGUCGGCCAUAUUUAUUGGAUCAAUGGAUAAAUAAUUCAUUUCAAUCUGAUAAUGACUUGUUUUCUUUCAAAGUAAAAACAUCUAAUAUGCAUGGAUGCCAUUUAAAAUGUUUUGGAAACGAACAUCCCCCGGACAGUAUAGUGCACAACGAUGGAUAUCAGAGGUCAAUUGAAGGCGCUGGAAUUAAGGUAUUAGAAAUCGUAGCUAAGCAUAUGAACUUUACACCCUUCAUCAUUCUAACCACUAACAAGUCGAAUGAGCCAUUCAACUGGUUUAAUAGUGCUGAAAUGUUAGAUAAUAUUACGUCAACGUUACAAAAUGAUGAUGUUGAUUUAGCAUUUGGUUGGUUUACAUAUGCAUACAAUAAUAACAAUAAUAUCGAAUUAGCAAGAACGACCAGCAUUGAUUGCUUUGGUUGGGCUAUUCCUUACAGAGCGGGUCCGAUGCCGCCACUAUGGACUAACUAUGUCUACGAAUUUGAUAGAAUUAGCUGGUCUUUCAUUGCAAUGAUUUUCAUUUUAGUAUCUGGUAUAUUACAUUUUUUUAAAGAACUGAAAAAAUUAAAAUACAAUAGCUCAGUAUUUUUUUACGUAUUUCAUACAUCAAUUGACCAACCGUUAAGAUUACACUCAAUAUGGUGUAGCACACGCUUAUUUAUUAUCCAUUGGUUGUGGUAUUGCAUGAUUAUUAGUGUAGCGUACAAAGCUUCAUUGGGCAGCUUUAUGACAGUUCCACUUUUAGGGAUAGAGUUUACAGAGAUGGAUCAAAUUUUAGAAUCUAAUUUACUAAUGAUGGCUAGCCCACAAUCAUUGCGAAUCAUCAACGCCACUAUGGCCACUUCUAUGAUAUCACGAAAAUUCAUGAAACGACUAAAAAAGUUGCCACUUACUAACUUUAGUGAAGUCAUAGAUCGAAUGGUUCUUGAAAGAGAUAUAGCUGUAUUCGAAGUAAAACGGUUAAUUUACUACUAUUCGACCCCACAAGCAAAAUUACUAAAAGUCAAAGUACCAAUAAGAUUUCUACCCGGAUGUUUGUUGCGAGCUCAUACUACUCAAUUCAUGUUCAACCGCGGUUCAUACCUCAUCGAAUCAAUAGACGAUGUUCUUAGCAGAUUAUUCGAAACUGGAAUAAUUGAUCACUGGAUCGUACACUUAGGAUCAAACAAGGUACUUCCUUUAGAAAAGAUCAAGGGAAUAGUAUUACAAUUUGAUCAGCUUAAAGAAGCUUUUCUUUUUUUGGUCUGCGGUUACAUUUUUGCGUUUGUAGUAUUUUUUGUAGAGCUUUGGUGGUCUAAGUUAAGUCAAAAAAGUGUUAUUAAAAUUUGUUUGCCAUAUUCUGCAUCAGAAAUGUCUAAUAGAAGUCUACAUCCAUUUACACACUGAGUUUGGGAGAUAACAAUCAUAUUGGUACUAUAUUAUAUACACAUAUUAAAGACACUAAAUUGUUUUUAAUUUCCAUGCUUUCUUGAAAAAGUUAUUUUAACAUACUAUAGUUAAUAUUUCAUUUUAGAAUGGAAGGUAGAAAUUAUAUGGACUU
Molecule: messenger RNA, 1873 nt
Organism: Daktulosphaira vitifoliae (grape phylloxera)
Lineage: Eukaryota; Metazoa; Arthropoda; Insecta; Hemiptera; Phylloxeridae
Exons: 3
Coding region: 61-1719 (552 amino acids)
Source: RefSeq, a predicted model, not a curated record